UAAUUCUACCGAGUUGCUCGCUCGGGUAUUUUGCAACUAUUAUGAUCCAAGCGUAGACAAGGAUUUUACAUAGAAAAUUGCAAUUCAAAUGUCGAGGUUGAGAAAAGUAAGGUUAUCUGGCCGUUAGAAAUUCUAACCUAUGAAAUAGCCGGUGAGCGGUGACGCGUGGAGCACGUGUUACAUCUACGAUGUUGUCUGUAAAUAAUAUUAAAUUGAUUACCUUCGCGAUUACCUCUCGCGUGGAUAAUCGCCAUUGGAGAAUCUGUCGCGAUAGGUGCAGGCUGAUUCAGGCGUUCGACUGUUGGACGAGAUGCAACACGAACAAGGAUUACGAUCCCAGAGUCGAGGCAUUGCGAGAGAAAAUCAUCUACUGCGACUAUUUGGAUUAUGACAAAGUGAAGAUAACUUACUUGAGGCGGUUCUUGUCGAAAAAGAAGGCCGAGCGCUUUGACAAGAAAGCACGGAUCGACAGGCUGACAAAUGUACCCGUCUACAGCGUACUCCUGGACACGAGGGAUGACGGGAGCGACGGCAAGCACUUGGAGCAGGAGCGUACUUUUGAGCAACACGUCGCGAAGCCUGUACACAUGCCGUACGCGAGUACAGAUUCAUACAGUAAUGUGGACACUGACUCGAGCGAAAGUGGAUUUCACGAGGAUACACUAUCGUUGAACGACAAGUAUAAAGCUCUAUAUGAGAGGUAUUUGGCGGAAAAGAGUGGAGGAGUGACUUUGCUCGAUUACCUGGAGGAAGCAGACAAGAGGAAUCUUGCGUCGAACGUUCCGUCCAAUUGGAUGGUAGACGUCGAGCAGUACGACGACAGUUUGUACAUCGAUCAGGACAGUGACUCGACUUGGCUCAACAAUUACGGAACUCCGGAUCCAAGCUGCGCUAUUAGUUCGGUCCCGUGCGGCGGUUGUGGCGCCUUGCUGCAUUCUAAGGAUCAAGCUCUACCGGGUUACCUACCCUCGGAGCUCUUUCGCAACAAGAGCGAGCGAGAAUUGCGAGUUAUGGUGUGCCAAAGAUGCCACUUUAUGCAGCAUUACAACACCGCGUUGGAGGUGAAGGUGUCUGCGGACGAAUACCCCGAGCUUUUAAAAGUCAUCAAGAAGAAGAAGUGCGCCGUCAUUCUGAUGGUCGACCUCAUGGAUUUCCCGUGUAGCAUAUGGCCAGAGAUCAAUAGCGUGCUGAAUCCUUUGACGCCGGUCUUUGUCGUGGGCAAUAAAAUUGACUUGCUGCCCCAAGAUUCCAAACAUUUCUUUACUCACAUUAAAGACUGCCUGUCAAAGGCUGUAGAGAGUACAGGGAUCAAGAAGGAAAACAUUAGACAUGUAGCACUCGUAUCUGCAAAAACUGGCUAUGGCAUGGAACAGCUGAUAAAUAAAUUGCACAACGUUUGGAAGUAUAAAGGAGACGUUUAUGUCAUCGGUUGCACAAAUGUCGGUAAAUCCUCUCUGUUCAACGCUCUUCUGCAGUCAGACUACUGCAAGGUACAGGCUGUGGAUCUUGUACAACGUGCAACCACUUCUCCUUGGCCAGGCACGACAUUAAACUUGUUGAAAUUCCCUAUUUUAAAUCCACAAAAGUGGCGCCUUUACCAGAGGACGAUGCGAUUACAACGGGAACAGCAGCACAGGCAUGCCGAAGAGAAACUCCGAAUCACUCGAUUCAAAGUAACGGGUAACUUGGAACACGCCACGUUGCAAAGUCACAUUGGCAGAACAUUUCAGUCAAACUCGGCGACUAAAGCAAACGAUCCCUUUGUGGAAGAAAGAUACAAGAGGGACACGCCACAAUUUGGUCUUGAUGAGAAUAAAGAAGAGUAUAAAUACAGUCGCUGGUGUUACGAUACUCCCGGCACCAUUCAGCCUGAUCAGGUGUUGGAUUUGCUGACGAUGCAAGAACUUUUGUCGGUUUUACCAACGAAAAUUAUCUCGCCUAGGACUUUUAUUUUACGUACAAAUCAAACGAUAUUUCUCGGCGGAAUAGGCAGAUUGGAUUAUGUAGAGGGCGAGAGUUUUAUUAGGUGUACAAUAUUUUCGAGUAGCGAAUUGCCGGUAACUUUAACUCGUACCGAGGAUGCGGACAGUGUAUACAACGAGUUACUCAAAACGGAAGCGUUUGUCGUACCUGAAAACCGUCCGGACCGAUUGAAACAUUGGCCGACUUUGGGAUCUAAAGAGAUGGAAGUUAUUGGUGUCGGAAAGAAUGAAUCGGCCGUUGACGUUGUUUUAUCAAGCUCGGGAUGGAUCGCGAUCGCUGCUGUCGAACGUGUCUUACUGAGGGCUUGGACCCCACAAGGGCGCGGCUUACAUCUAAGAACGCCAGCACUUUUGAAAAACUCUGUCGCUCUACGUGGUGCUCGAAUCUCAGAUGCACCGACAUACAAGCACGGACGCCAAGCGUACAAAAAAUAAUCUUUACAUAUGUGUGUAUACAUGCAUAUAUUGUACAUAAUACAUCCAAAUCCAUUUCUUGCAUCGCACAUCUGCGAUAACAAUCGAACAAGCUCUAUUAAUAUUUGUAAAUAACUUACGUCUCGAUUACUUGAGAUAUACUUUUCGUUCGACAGAA
Messenger RNA from Vollenhovia emeryi, 2574 nucleotides. RefSeq names its product nitric oxide-associated protein 1. Bases 189 to 2417 code for a protein of 742 amino acids. The transcript is spliced from 5 exons. Lineage: Eukaryota; Metazoa; Arthropoda; Insecta; Hymenoptera; Formicidae. Gene Ontology annotation, molecular function: GTP binding. The record is from RefSeq and is a predicted model, not a curated record.